CCAUCCCACACCCACAUAAACCCCUUCCAACCAUCCCUUUAUCUCUCUACUACUGCUACCAGAUCUAAUCCCCACCCUUCAUUUUUCUCCUCUUCUCUUUACUCCAGAGGCAAUGGCAUCCAUGAAUUCAAGUGUAUUGGCAUGCAACUACGCCGUUUCAGGCACCGCAGAUGCCAAUUGGAAGAUCGCAUCGAUGCCGUCCGUUGUAUCGCCUGCGGCAUCCCACUCCAAAUCGCCAAUGAUCAAGGCCCAGCAAGUUAGAUCCUCUGAAUUGAAGGAAGGAAGAGGAAGUGAGGGAAGGAGAGCUGCACUUGUCGGUCUGGCCGCCGCUCUUUUUACUACUGCUGCCGCUACAUCGUCUGCGAAUGCUGGCGUCAUUGAAGAGUACUUGGAGAAGAGCAAAGCCAACAAGGAACUGAAUGACAAGAAGAGAUUAGCCACGAGCGGGGCAAACUUCGCACGUGCGUACACAGUAGAGUUCGGCACGUGCAAAUUCCCAGAGAACUUCACCGGAUGUCAAGAUCUCGCCAAGCAAAAGAAAGUGCCAUUUAUAUCUGAUGACUUGGCGCUGGAGUGUGAAGGGAAGGACAAAUACAAGUGUGGUUCGAAUGUUUUCUGGAAAUGGUGAACCUGCAGCCAAUAUCAAUCUGUACUUAGUUCAGUAAAUGUUCCAUUUUUAGAACAUCCUGUAUCAAAUCCGUAUUUUUAUUAGGACUCUUGUGCUUUUCAUCAUCAGGGAAAUUUUUUACUAUCA
This is a messenger RNA of Magnolia sinica, 754 nucleotides long. Its product is annotated as photosystem I reaction center subunit N, chloroplastic. NCBI's taxonomy places the organism in Eukaryota, Viridiplantae, Streptophyta, Magnoliopsida, Magnoliales, Magnoliaceae. Gene Ontology annotation, cellular component: chloroplast photosystem I. Gene Ontology annotation, biological process: photosynthesis. The record is from RefSeq and is a predicted model, not a curated record. The transcript has 3 exons. Bases 113 to 628 code for a protein of 171 amino acids.